Molecule: messenger RNA, 3214 nt
Organism: Myripristis murdjan (pinecone soldierfish)
Lineage: Eukaryota; Metazoa; Chordata; Actinopteri; Holocentriformes; Holocentridae
Gene: tmem8b
Product: transmembrane protein 8B
Exons: 14
Coding region: 34-2445 (803 amino acids)
Cellular component (GO): membrane
Source: RefSeq, a predicted model, not a curated record
CUGUAGCCCAUCACAAAUAUUUUGCUUUUAACGAUGUGGCAACUGGAGCGUCUGGGCUUGGGAUUUAGCCCUCCGCAGCUCCUCUUGCUUGUUUACACCUAUCUCUGCGCUCUCGGAGAUUGCCUUUUUGUGACUGAUUAUUUCACCCGCACGCCUCGUAAGCUGAAUGCUUUCAACUCCUUCGCCAGUGUGGAACUGUUCCACUUCAAUGUGCCUGAUGACACCAUGAUGGCCGUAUGGAACCUCAUCACCUUCAAGGAGCAAGGGGGCACUUUUGGAGACAGCUGCCCGGACCGCAACGUGACAGUGUACUUCAGGUCUGGGGCGCCUCCUGUAAUCAACCCUCUCUACACCCACUUCCCCCGAGACACGGUUGUCCCAGGGUCCUUUGCUGUUACUCUGACCUGGACUCUCCCGAACCGUACAACAGGAGCAUUCAACGUGACCAGCCCGCUCCCUGGAGACUGGUUCCUGGCAGCACAUUUACCCAAGGAUGAAGGGAAGAUCUCAGUCAAGGGUCUGUAUGAAGAAUGUCAGUAUCUAUUCCAACCUCAGCUCAUUGUCCAGAGGCUUAUUGGGAUUUCAGUGCUCUAUCCUGGGUACUUUAUCGACCAGAUGAUCCCCAUCCACAACAGAUCUGCACUUUAUAAAGUGUUCAUCCCCAAUUAUAUUUCAAAGGUGAAGGUUCAACUGGUAAACUGCAGCACCAGGAACAAGAGCAGCGACAGUUGUCCUGUGGUGCUGAAGAUAAGAGCGCGGGCGCCGCCGGUGCACAACUCAAGUGCCCUUGACUGCAGGGAAUGGAACCCGUGUGAAUUAGACACACUCGUACCUGCCUGGGAACAAUGGUACUAUAUUCUAGUGGAGAGAUACCUGAGCAACUCCGACGUCUACUUCCGCAUCGGGGUGCAGGUUAAAGACUGCUCCAAACCCAACCUGUCCAAGGACCAGACAUCACCCAGCUCGUCGCUGAACAUGCCCCAGUCUUUUGGAACAGCCAUGGGUUUCUCCUUGUCUGAGACGCUGUCGGUGGCCGACCUGCCCGGCCUGUCGCAGAACGCCAGCCACCUGCACAUGUCCGAGGACAGCAUCACUUACCUCGCCCCCACGGCUGAUCCUAACAAGUGUUGGCCCAUCCGUCCAACCCUGCGCAAUGAACUGGACACCUUUUCCGUGCACUUCUAUGUCUUCUUUGGUCCCAACAUUUCCAUUCCACCUGACAGGGCCGCUGUUUUCGCCAUCAACCUCAUGCCUGUAUUAGACAGCGGAGGCGUCCUCAACAUGGAGCUCAAGCUCAACAUGUCUACAGUAAAAGGAGCUAAUGUCACAGUGUUCGGCUGUCUGAACCAUGGGAUGCCUCUUUUCCUACGUGAAAAUUCUUCAGUGAAAUGUGAAUCGGAAUCGGUGGCCGGCUUUCUCCUGUCUGUAAAUGCUUCCUCCAAUAUCACCAAACUGAGGAUUCCUUACCCACAAACGGGCACUUGGUACCUCAGCCUGCGUUCGCUUUGUGGGGUAAAUACAAGAUUUGAGGCGUGCACCAAUGUUACGGCUGAGGUGUAUAUGCGCUCAUACCUGACUCCGUGCAUCAAUGACUGCGGAACAUACGGACAGUGCAAACUUCUGCGCACCAACAACUACCUUUACGCUGCAUGUGAAUGCAAAGCAGGCUGGGACGGCUGGGGCUGCACCGACAACUCGGAGGCCUACUCCUACAGCUUCCAGCUCCUCUCCACCCUGCUCCUCUGUCUCAGCAACCUGAUGUUCGUUCCGCCUGUGGCCAUCGCCAUCCGAAGCCACUACCUUCUGGAGGCUUCUGUCUACAUCUUCACCAUGUUCUUCUCCACGUUCUACCAUGCUUGUGACCAGCCAGGCAUCGUCGUCUUUUGCAUCAUGGAGUAUGACGUCCUGCAGUUCUGCGACUUCCUUGGCUCGCUCAUGUCCGUGUGGGUGACUGUCAUUGCAAUGGCGAGGCUCAAGUCCAUCAUCAAACAGGUGCUGUACCUGCUGGGGGCGAUGUCUCUGUCCAUGGCUCUGCAGCUGGACCGCCACGGGCUGUGGAACCUGUUAGGACCCAGCCUGUUUGCCCUGGGCAUCAUGGCGGUGGCAUGGACGGUGCGCACCAUUCGUCGACGGCGUUGCUACCCUCCUACUUGGAAGCGUUGGGUGUUCUUCCUCUUCCCGGGCACCAUGAUCGCCACGUCCGCUGUGGCUCUCUACGCCUUCGUGGAGACGGAGGAGAACUACUUCUACAUCCACAGCAUUUGGCAUAUGCUAAUCGCAGGCAGCGUGGGCUUUCUCCUCCCUCCUCGUGCCAAGCCUGAUGCAAAGGUGACCCCGCUGAAGCGCAGGCGGGGUUGUGGCUAUCAGCUGUGCGUGAACGAGCACGAGGAGAUGGGCCUGGUGGACCCAGCCAUCAUCUCCAUCAACAGCAUCUGUACCAGCUGAUAAAUUCCCCACUCCCUGCCCCUUUACCUUAGAGACACUCCAUUGCCUUCUUUUACUUGGGAAAUUCACACACGGGAAAAUAAGCCACAGAACUUGAAUAAGCAAAUGUAAAUACUUUAAUGCAGAUGUGAUACAUUGCAUUUUUUUUUUUUUUUUUUUUUUUUUUUUUUUUUUUUGCUGUUAUUGUCAUGGUUAUUAUUAUUAUCAAUACAACUGUAAUUAUUAUCUAUUGUUGAAGUUGUUCUGAUGAAUUGUGGGUGUACAGUGACACACUGUUGUUUGUGAAUAUGUAUUUAAAGUCAAAGCUGAAACACUGCUGCUAAUUUGACGGUGACUGUAAAACUGCUUAUGUUGGUUAUUUAUUGACGGUCUCUUAAAAAGGCCAGUUAUUAUACUGUUUGGGCACAGAGAGGGGGAGAGGUUGGGGGACAUUUAUCAAGGGCACGGCUUUUAUGAUAUUCUUUUGGAAUAUAUCUUUUGCACUGAGACACAAAAAUGUUAUUCUGUACAUUUUUAUAAUAAUAUAGUAUGUAUAAACUAAGACUGGCAUCACAAAGUUCAAUUGUAAAAUCUAGUUGUCUUGUGGAAUGUUAGACUGUCUUUUGCAAUUGCAAUGUAUCGCUUUUACACGAAUGUGCUGAUUGUUCUUCUUAAUUGGGAACAAUUCCAAAGUCCAGCUGCCUGCUGAAAGUGAGGGGGAGGCAGGAUUAUUUCAGAGACCUCAAACCAAGACCUCAACUUCCCUGUUCUUUCUGCCAGGACCUGUCUG